GAGGGGGGCGAGCGCAGCGGCGACGGCGCCGCGAUCGCGGUCGAGUCAGCUGCAGACCGCCAUAGUGGCGAUCUACCAGCCACCCAGCCUGGGUCACCUACACGGGCGACUCCUUUGACGUCGGCCACCGAGCGGCCCCUGCAGGCGAACGAAGUGGCAGCUCUGAAUUGCGUGGGGAAUGCUAUUGCGGACGUCGCGGUCGCGGUCUCGCAGACCCCCACUUCGCAUGCCAUCGCCCAGCUCAAGCCAGCAGUCACCGAGCUUGUGAAUGCUACCCUGGGGGCGCUGACCGCGCUCGCGGCGGAGGACGCAGUGGCGGGCCAGGCUGAGGGAGGAGCUGAUGUGAUCGCUCUUGACGAGGAGGUACCCACGAUUGCAGCGCCCGAUGACGCGGCGCCCGCGGAGGAGGCGGCGCCCGCGGAGGAGGUGGCGCCAGCGGAGGAGAUGGCGCCGGCGGAGGAGGUGGCGCCGGCGGAGGAGAUGGCGCCGGCGGACGGGAGGCCGCCUGCGGGGGAUGGCGCGCCCGCAGAUGGCGCGCCACCCGCGGUGGCGCGGGGCGAUGCAUCGCUUGCGGAUGAGGGGGCGCCUGCGGAGGAGGUGGCGCCUGUAGACUGCGUGUCCCCCGAGGUGAUGCAGGGAGAUGCAGCGCAUGAUGGCCAGGCGCGCCAGCGCGGCCCAGAUGAAUCGAUCGACGAUGCGCUUUCAGAGCUGCUGUCCGAUGAGGACUUGACCAUCUGGCAGCCGCAGCGGCCUGCUCAGGAGGGCGAGCCAUCUGCGGCGGUGGUGCAGCUCGCACCAGCCAACGUGGCCACCGAUGCCUCGGUGAUUCCGUGGAGCCCGCCCACCGCUGACGUCGACAGCGGCCUGGGCUGCUUCAUCGAUAGCGGCACCAUGGCAAGCGUGUUCGCGCAGAUGAGUGCAUUACCAGAGGUCUUCGACAAGCUGUGUCAUGACGGCGUUCGCGUCGGUACUGGGUUCAGCGGCAGUAACGUGAUUCAGGUGGUAACUCAUGCACUGACGGAUUGCUGGGCGGUCAUCCACGCGGACGAUUCCACUGUUGAGUUCGCAUAUUGUUGGCACUGCGACAAUGCGGCGUUCCCCAGAGAAUUCCUUCUGACCGAAUGGUCGCCUGAGUACUUGUUUGAGGACAUGAAAGACAUGCACCACAUGAGUGCCAAGUGCUUGGUCCACGGCAGCGUCGUUGAGAUCCCUGCGGUGGACAUGGUGGCGUUCGGCUUCGUAUGCAAGGCCAUGGACCACGGCAGCUUGACUAAGCGCGAUCGCCUUUACAUAUUCUGCUUCAAGAUCGACGGCCGCGACAACCAGAGCAUGGCUGACGCUGCAACAUCCGCAAUUGCGUCCUUAGUGAUCAGGGAGAAAACGGACCAACCACCCCGCCUCGGUCGGUUGCCAGGGUCACUGCCGCCGCAGGAUAUGAUCCUUGGGCCGCUGGAUGCGAUCCCCAUUGCCACGGACAUGCAGCUGGUCAGGCAGAGGCACGAGAAUCAUUCCUGGGAUGGCGGCCUCCUGGGCGACUUCAUGAACGCCAACGCCGGCGACUUGUACCCCCCGACCGUCAGCAGAUACGGUGAGUGCUUCAUGGCUGCGACCGUGAAUUUGACCACGCGGCAGGUCGAGUUAUUGGCGUUCCUCGAGGAGACAGAGCCCUGGCAUGAGACUCCUGGUGAAGCGCAGUUCCUGGACAUAAACCAGUCGCUGAAGUUCCUCACAGGUGCUGACGGCCGCAGGAAGGCGUACAGGCCGUUCUGCCCCGCCCUUGCUUGUACCUCUGUGAUAUUCGCCCGCAUCCGCCUGAGGGGCGGCAGCAAGGCAUUCCGCCACAUCGCGAACACCUACCUCAUGAGGCUCAUCGGCUACGGGGACCCGGAGCAUGGGCAGUACAACGACGCCGACAUCGCGAAGCUCGCUGGGAACGCCUUCAACGGCUUCGCGCUCUCGGCCGCCAUCACGGCCAUGAUCAUCGGCGUCGGCUCGAAUCACACAUGA
Messenger RNA from Prorocentrum cordatum, 2007 nucleotides. The record is from the annotation of a GenBank genome assembly. NCBI's taxonomy places the organism in Eukaryota, Dinophyceae, Prorocentrales, Prorocentraceae.